This is a messenger RNA of Exophiala oligosperma, 1215 nucleotides long. RefSeq lists its product as uncharacterized. The transcript has 2 exons. Lineage: Eukaryota; Fungi; Ascomycota; Eurotiomycetes; Chaetothyriales; Herpotrichiellaceae. The record is from RefSeq and is a predicted model, not a curated record. The coding region runs from base 1 to 1215 and encodes 404 amino acids.
AUGCCGCCAACUCGACAGGAAUCUUCAAAGCUCCGGGGCAGCUGGUAUCAAUCCGAAGCUGCUUCAUUCCUCGAUCAUUACAGCCCCGAGAUAGUCCAACGUCGCUUCACCACAUUCAGCCCUCGUUUCUACCGACAAAAAACCACCCUUGAAAAGCUCACACGGAGGUCACGACGGAAGUCACGAGCAUGGCAUCCAUUAUUCGACUACGUCGACAGCCACUGGUACACCAUUGGACCACUUCUUCCCAUCACUGCUGCAUUGCUGGAAACUACACUGCUUCUUUUUCUGUUUGCCUUUUAUUAUACCUUACCAGCAGACCCUGAAACUGGAGAACGACCUCCUCGGAUCGCUAAUCUGUACAGUGUGUUCCCUUUCAUCAGCUGCAUUGGUUCCAAAAGGCUGCCAGUGUACCAAGGACUGACAAUGUGUGUCGUGCUCUUCAACUUCACGUCCGCAUGUAUAAGCCUUUACCGAGGACGAGACGAAGUAAUCGGAUGGCAGAGCCGACGGACGACCUGGCUCGUCAGUGUAGUAUCCGGAGGAUUGGCAAUUUGGGUGGUAUUCGCAGCGGCGAAUCCUGAUAGACAUCUUCAUCUGACGGUAACGGCUGCAAAGGCCCUGUCAAUAUUCUGCAUCAAAACGUCUGGCUGGAUCACAGAUCAUCUCCAACGGCGAAAAUACCCUGGUCUCUUGGACAUUGGCGUCGUUAGAUUUUUGUAUUGGUGGAGAGUAGCUACUCUCGUGGUUGCUUUACCCACGGCGACGAUGAUGGAGGUGGCUAUCUUUGGCUGUCACAGUGCUACGGCAAAGGACAUCCAGACCUCGGGAACGAAAUGCUACCGGAUUAUAGCAGCAGGGGCGCCUGCCGAGUGGGUAUAUGCACUUACCACGGCCUCUUGGAGUCUGUCACUGGCCUUCGAUAUCUAUAUUACGCCGAUUGUCGGGCAAGCGAAAUCAAAACAAGAUCAAGAAGAAACAGAGCUUCUAGCACCAGAUCCGUACAGUCCAUACUCACUAUUGUCUCCACCAGAUAAUGAUCCCGAAAAGACCGAGACAGAGCUUUUAGCAAAUAUUGACAAGUCAAGAGCGCAAAUGAAGGUAGAUGACCGUUUCAAGCCGGCCACGUGGGCACGGCAAACCAACAGCAUUCAAGAUGGCGGCGAAGUGGAGCAAGAUCUUGGCCUGAUGGCAAGGCCACAAGGUCCGGUAUAA